Messenger RNA from Homo sapiens (human), 31632 nucleotides. It is a transcript of the gene SOX5, whose product is annotated as SRY-box transcription factor 5. Bases 24662 to 26917 code for a protein of 751 amino acids. The record is from RefSeq and is a predicted model, not a curated record. The transcript is spliced from 19 exons. Gene Ontology annotation, molecular function: cis-regulatory region sequence-specific DNA binding; transcription cis-regulatory region binding. Gene Ontology annotation, cellular component: nucleus. Lineage: Eukaryota; Metazoa; Chordata; Mammalia; Primates; Hominidae.
CUGGGCUGGGGGUGGCGGAGAGGUGGGAGGCGGCCCGAGGCGCGGAGUGGCCCUGUCAUCCCCGGGGGCGGCUGGCCGGGGGACCCUGGAGCGCCGGCUUGGACCCCGACCCGGAGACGGGAUAACUUUCUAUUUUUGUUGGGAAGCCUGCGUACUGUUGCUGGUAUUGUUUUGUAAGUGGUGGCGGUGGAGGUGGUUGAUGCGAGAGGAGAGUGCGGGGAGAACCCUGGGCUGUGCUGGGCAUCGCGGCCAAUGUCCAAGGCCAGACCCUAAAAGUUGGACAAAGCCCCUUAACCCUUCUAGGAUAUCAGAGCGACCCCUGGCCCACCCCCUAACCUUAGUCACCCCCACCUCCCGACUCUUUCGUCUUUUUGUUUCGCUUUCUGCAAUCCUUCUCCCUACCACUCCCCCUCCCUCCCGCCCGGAAUUUCUGAAACAAGUCUCAUCCUUCAGGAUUCUAGGGAUUUCAGAGACCGGAAGCUUUAAUUCUAAUUGCAACUACUUUUUCCCCCCACCUCACUCAGUGUACCAAGUGAAGACCACUCACGUGUUGUGUCACUUUAAGCGCGGGUUUGGGAAAUCUCGCUUGCACUUUGGGGCUACAGCAAUAAGAAGCAAUGAAAAGAGGUUAUACGAGUUGAAAUCAAAUUGGAUUUGGAAAUGUUUGCGUUGGAGAGCAGCAGUUUGUUGAGUAUUGAUCGGAUGCACACGAAGCACUGUUUACAUAUUUUAUUAGUCAUUUUCCCUACACUUUGCAAAGCGACUAUAUUAAUAAAUAGAUUGACCCUGGUGAAUAUCUGAAGACGCUGGUUUCUGUGACUAAAUUCAGAAUGUGAUGAUGAAUGUGAAUUCAUUUUAAUGUGUUCCCUUCUCAGCUAAAGCAGGUCAAGACGAGGAAUCCUGUGAAUAUGCAGAGCCCUACACUCGGUGCCAGGCAGUCCAGGCACUCUGGGUGGCAGUCAACUGUACUUUCUUACAAAAGUUUAGGGAUUUGCUGGAACCCACUUGAGAUCCUCACAUACCCAGAUAGCCAAAGGACUUUGUCAAGGAAGGCAUAAGGAGGUGUCCCCAGGGACUGCCUUCUGGCUCAGCAGAGUUCUUUAGCCAAGGGCAGGACCAAGGGAAAUCUGUGGGAUUUGGGGCAGUAAGUGUGGGAAUCUGCAAAGGGACUGGACAGUGAUUUGUUUCCUUGCUUUUCAUAAAUAAUGGCCCCUAGUACCCUGAAAACACACACACAGACACAAACAGGCCAAUGAAGUAGGCACAUGUGAGAUUUGUAGGCAAUGGACAUUUCCAUCAGAAAAACCAGAGGAAAAUUUUUGAUCAGGAUUACGGGAGUGAGGCUCGAUGGCCAAGAGUGAUUAGGUUAAGGGCCAGAUGGCUUUAAAGUAUACGGAAAUGUUUUUCAAGUUUGACUUUUAUAGCAUUUAAAAGGAGGACGAUUUCUUAGAGCCUUUACAGAACUGCUAAAUUUUGAUCUGUCUAAUUUUAAAGGAAUUCAGCUGUAUGAGAAUUGCUGUUAGCUCAGAUAGGGAAGGAAUCUGGUUUCAAAUGCAGAUACAUGGAACAAAGUUUCUAGGGGUGCUUCUUCCUGAUUUAAAUAUAGCUCCCAGGCAGAAGCCUAGAUAAAUUCAGCCACAAUGAUUUAAAAUCAUAAGUACUUACAGUGGAAGUUCUUUUAGGCACUGUGCAAAGUUCUCCUGCAAAUUAUGCCAUCAACUGUUUAUUCCUCAGAACUAUACAAGAUAAAAAUCAUAAGCAUCACUUAAAACUGAUGCAAUACAGCCUUAAAUCCUUAAACUGCUAGGGAUUGCUUUUGUUUGCCUAAAAGGUAGAUCUUUCAUCACAUGAGUUGUUUAAAAACAUUUAAUUGUGGGGGUGGGAAGGGAUGUGCAUAAUUAUUUAGUUAUUUGUGUUAAUUACAUAGUAGCAUACUUGCUUGAAAUUCUUUCUUUUUUCCCCCUUUUCUUUCCAGUGAUCUCUCUUCUAACAACCUUGUUCCUGAAGAAUCAACAGUUUUUUCUUGCUGUGGGUUUAAAAAAAUUCAUUUUGUAGCCUUUUUGAGUGGGUAGUAUUGAUCCAAUCUGACACAGACUUGCAAGUGUAAACUCUUAAUACAGGAAAAACUUCAAUUCUUAAUACGGAAAGCUUGUAUUAGUUUUGUUGUUGAGCUUAAACAGUUCUGGUUGAAUGGCAUGUUGUAUAUAGAAUUCAAAACUCCAAAACCUGUUUGGUAAAUAACUAGGCAUUUGAGGUCCAAUGGCUAAUUCAAAUUAAGUUAGUUCUAUACAUGUAAGUGCACAUCCUGUUUAGACUGACACGUGGUUUGGUAAAAGAAAAAAAAUGAAUAUACACUUGGAAAGAUGCUAUCUGUGGAGUAUAUAAAUAGUAAAUAGCAAAAGAGUGAAGUUUAUACUCAGGUAUGUUGUCAUCUUUUUGGUUGUCCUCAGUGGGGGUGAGUUAUGAGUGAUAAGGAGAAUUUAAAUUUCUAAAUUUACCUUUUCCAGUUAAAGGAAUGAAUUUAAAUGCUUAAAGAAUUUUUUUUUUUUUACUUACAAAGCAAGUUUAAAAUAUGAUCUAAUGCUUACAGUAUGUACUACCUUCUUGAAAAGCUCUGUUCUUUUUCUGAGUGAUAAGUAAUCAUUGAUUUGAGGGUAUGUUCAGAUUAUAUAAAAAAGUAAAACUUACAGGACAAAAUUUAUGUUUCCUAAUCUCCUAAAAUACACUGGAUUUCAAAUAACGGAGAGUUCUAAUGUUGAAUACUGUUUAGAUUUCCAGCAGGUAUAAUUGUUGGAUAUAAUUGAUUGGCAUAACCUGGAUGAUUCACCCAAUAUCCAAUCAACUUCAGUGGUAGAGAAUGCUAUAAUUGGAGUUUUGAGAGUAACCUGGAAACUUAUUUGUCUAGGCCUGAAGUCAAAUGCAUUCCCUCAUGCACUGGUCAAAAAUUUUUAGUCUGAGAAAUGAAGAUUUAUUUUAAAGGCGAAGAAAGUGCUUGGCUGUUUCAAAUAAACUAUAUCCUGAACUUAGAUUUGUAGAUAGUUAAUGAAAUAAAAGUCCAAUUUUGUUCCAAACAUUGUUUUAAAACACCCAUUUGUAAAUUGUCUGCAUUUGGUUUUCAUAUGUUAAUGAUUUGGGAUCUGAAACUUAUUUCAGAAAGGCAUUUUGGUUUAUCUUAAAAAACACCACACAAAACUGUCUAAACAACUCUGUAAAUAAACUGUUCCAAAUGCCUCAAUUUGAUGAAUGAAUUAAAGAAUUAUGGUUCUUAAUCCAAUUAUGAUCAGUCUGGUUAUUCCAUUUCCCAUUUGGGGGAGCUUGGGGAGUUGGAAUAGUAAAUGAUUCUCAAAUGUGAGUGGGGUCUUUGUUGUUUACUUUGUGUGUGUGAUGUAACGUAAAUAAUCACUCAUACCUAAUAUUUAUGAGAGGGAUUUCUGAUGUGGAGAAGUAAUUUCAAGAUCUUAAAUUAACCAAGAGUUCGUUUGCAUGAAAAGUUGCCAUUAAUAAAGGAGUAAAGUGAAGUUUUUAAAAAUAUGAAGCAAAGAUCUAACCUUUUGCUUAAAUAUAAUGAAUUUUGAUAUUUAAGAGGGGAGAAAUGGAGUGCUUAAGGCUCAGUAGAAGGGCAGACAAUCAGGCACUUUUAGUUUGUUUUAGCCAGGCCAUAUGGGGACAUUUCUGUAGGACUAUUUAAUAAAUUUUACCAAAUUCAAUUUCCUUGUCUUUAAAAUUGAGUCAGGGUCAAAGGUAGGCUAACUAUGAGUUAGCGGAAUUUCGCGGGGGGUUGUUUCCUCCAAAGCCCUGCUCCUUUAUCUGCCUACACGGGACUUUUGAAGGCUUUACCAGCGAGGACCCUGACCUUCAGGAUGGGCCCUUGACAGUCCAUUUUGCUUUGAUGGGCCCUUCUGAAUUCCUGCCUCAUUUGCCCCAUUUAACCUCUGGCUCAUAAGCUAAUUAUUUUAAAGUUGCUAAUAGUUCAUUAUGGUUUAAUUCUCAAACUAGAUGAUAUUACUGUUAUUUUGGCAGUUUAUUAUGAUCGUCUAAUUCCAUAGAGAUAAACUUGUUGCAAUUACAGGUAUCAAGGAAAGCUGCCAGGAGGAAAUAUUUACAUGCAUGAGGACUUUUUCAGGACUACUCAAAUCAUACCUUAUAGGCAACUAAUGAUUUUACUUGCAAUUAAGGAUAACAUUCAGUAGGGGCAGCAUAUUGACAAAAUUAGGAAAAAUUUGAAUGCAUGUAAAUAACCAUUAAAUAACCAUCCUUCAAAAUUGAGCCAUAAAAAUGUAUCUUGGGGAGUACUAGUGAUGGUGGCAUUGAAUUCUACAAGUAUAAGUCCAUUCAUUUUCUAUUUCUUAAAGUUCAUUAUAAGUAAAAACAAAACACCCCAAAACAAAGACCUGAUUGUAUCUCUGAUGCUCAGCUACAUGUCAUUCAACUACUGUAUGUUUUUAUGAUAUCCUAUGUACAUAGCUUAAAAAUAAUACAGUAGUCAUAGGGAUGAGCGGACUUUAGUUUGAUACGCAGUUUGUAUUCUCUGGUAGCUUAAGACAUUUUUUCUUACUUCAACACCAAUUAAACUGUUGGAAGUGAGGGAAUUCAGGAAGGAAUCAGGAGAGGAGAAAGGCUAUCUCAUUUGUAGGUCUGUGAUUCAUCCAAAACGUUAUUUAGAGAUCUGAACUUACAGGGUUCUACCUCCUUUUUUUUCUUAACCUCUUUUUUUCUUUCUUUCUUUCUUUUUUUUUUUUUUGAAAUGAAGUCUUGCUCUGCCACCAGGCUGGAGUGCAGUGGCGCUAUGUUGGUCCACAGGCGGAGGGAUGUUGAACCCUCCGCCUCCUGGGUUCAAGGGAUUCUUGUGCCUCAGCCUCUGGAGUAGCUGGGAUUGCAGGCAUGCGCGGCCACACCCAGCUAAUUUUUGUAUUUUUAGUAGAGGUGGGGUUUCACUAUGUUGGUCAGAGUGGUCUCGAUCUCCUGACCUCGUGAUCCUCCACCUCAGCCUCCCAAAGUGCUGGGAUUACAAGCGUGAGCCACCGUGCCUGGCCUUCUUAACCUCUUAAACUGCAAAUUAUGAUGCCCUUUCUUAUAGGGGUAUUGUUUGGAUUAUGUUAGAUACUACGUGUGAAAUGCCUAGCAUAGUGUCUGUCAUGAACUAGGUGCUCAAUAAAUGUUAGCUACACUCAGCUCUCUCUCCCAGUCGAGUCUAGGUUCUGAUCAUUAAUAACGUUUGAAGUUUCAUUUUGUACUUACUUUGAACUUAUUUGAGUCUAAAAAGAAAAAAUGUAUCACUUUCUUGAGGCUGAGAUCAACACUUUAAAAUAGUGAUUCAGUGGUCUGUAUAUGAUCUCUGACAAUGUGGUUUUAUUAAGGUGCUGUAUUUGGUGCAAGUGUGAAUUCUAUCUUUUAUUCAUAUAAGUGCUCCUUCAGUAAUUAACAUUUUUACCCUACAUAAUAGGUAAGGAUAAAUAAAAACUUUAGGACCUAAUUCUGUAGAUUUUUCCUCUUGUUAUCUUUUUGAUUUCCUGUUAGCAAAUAUGAACUAGUGAAAAUUUAUUGAGAUUUAAUCGUUUGAUAGUCAUUCACCUCUGCAUUAUAUUAAGUUAUAGUACCUGUGGAUAAACAGAAAGUCCGUGUGGAAAAAGAAAUCCAUCUGAGUUUUCAAUGUUUUGCUCUCUGGAGUCAACAGUCCUUCAAAGAGAAACUUGUAGGUUGGUUUGUUUAUUUAAAUUGGGUGCAAGGAGAAAGGCACCAUAAACAUACCAUUGCCUGAUUUGAAGAGGUGAUGUAAAGUAACAUGGAGAAAUUAGUUGUUAUUUUCUCUUCCCAAUGAAACAGAAUUUGUCUAUCAGUACAACUAAGCAAAGAUAAAGGAAAGUCUUCUUAAAACAGAAAAUAAAUGUAUUUUCUUGCAUUAAUUGGGGUUCCUGAAGAAGCAGUUGCCAAGAUGGGAUUAGACCUGUAAGAAGUUUAUUAGGGGAGAGGGCAGGACAAGGCCGGGAGAGCCUUUUGACUAUGAGGCAAGUUUGACACUUAUGCAAGGAGAGGGGCAAGGGAAGACGAUUGAGUAGGAAGAAGCUUGACUAUAGUGCAGCCUAUGAAAGGUUUGGCUAGGCAAAUAAGAGUCAGCCAUUGGAAGAGUCACCUAUCUUGAAAGAAUGGCCUGUAUCAGCAUUCCUCACUGUCAGUCAUUGGCUGGGAGCAGCUACAGGAAGCAUGGCCUCCGUGCCUAAGUGGUGCUAGAGCCAUAGGGGAAGCAGUUGGGGAAGUAAGUCAGUUACACUCUCAAAACAGGAGAUCUGAAUGGUAUAGCUGUGGUUUGGCAGUAUAGCCCAGUUUAGUAGUACUUCACUUGCUUUGGACACUUGCUUUGGACUCUGUCUUUUUCUGUCUCUCUGUCACACACACACACUCACACACAUGAGACCUGGCAAUUUCUUUGAGGUCUCUUUGAGUUUUGAGUUUCUUUGAGCUUUGUUUUCCUCAAUUGCAAAAUGAGUGUAAUGGCAGUAUCACCUCACUAAUUGGGAUUAAAUUAGGUUAUACGAGAUCAUCUCUAAGUCCAUUGUACUGUUUGUGGCAUGGAGGAAAUGCCCGAUGUAUUUUACACUCUUUUCGAUGUACUCACAAAAUGCAUCUGAAAGCUAUAGAUGAAUUUUAUCAGGUGAUUGUAAAUAUAUUUAAAUAAUGGAUAUUUCAUAUAAUUGGAAGGCAUUGUUUAUGCAAGCAAACAUCUUUAAUGCUUAUCAUUUAAAAAUAGCUUGGUUCAUUUAUCUUCCAUUAAUCCUUAUUUUUUAUCAGAGUAUAAACCGUACACCAGCUAUACCAACUGACCUUGACCAUCUUUAGGUAAUUGGCCCUAAAGCAUGAGGCAGAACUCUCUUCAUUUCCUUACCUCUCUAGGCUUUCUAUUCAGUUGAGUAGCAACGCACUGGAAGUCUGCAUUUUAUCUUGAGCCUCAAACACCUUGCAAGUCUUUGCUCCCCUGUGUUACUGUUCCUAAACCAACUUGCAGCACCACAAAGCACUGAACUCAAGUGGCCCUCAGCGCGAGCUCCUGCUGUGAUGAGUCGCAGAGCCACCAGCACUUUGUUGCCUUAGAUUUGAUCACUGCCAUGAGCAGUCCUUCGAUUGUCAGCUAAGAGCCCCUUCAGGGAGUUGUCCCUUAAUAGAAAGUCUCUUUUCUUCCCUCCUGUUGUAACUUUAAAUUAAAAGAAACUGUAGAGGAGCUGGUGGCAUUGCAGUAGUUCAUUCUUCUACCCACUGGGAGAACAACAUCUGAGAAAAGACGUUAUUGGACUGAGAAUUGAGUUGUUGCUAUUUUUUUGGGCCAGAGUCGGCGGGGAGGCGGUUGUGGUGGAGGAUGAAGACCACGUCAUUUAGACUCAGUCAGACUGGUAAUCAGGAUUGUGAUUGAGAGCAAUACUUUUGUGUAUGCAAGGAAGCUUUCUUUUUGGAUACAAGAAGACGCCCACUUAGCCUGUGAGUUUCAGUAGGAUUCCUGGGACCCCUAAUAUUUUGACCCAGAUUUUUAGGUGGUUCUCUGUGUUGUACUGUGGGAAACUGGCACUGGGACAACUUUGGAAUCCAAGGAGGAUGGGAGGCAGGAAAAGAGAGCUAAUUUUUGACACAUUCCUCAGACAAGGGACUCCUCUAGGGAAUCUGUGCCCAGGAUAAGGACUGCUUACUGUGAAGCUUUUGGCAUAAUUUUUUCCUGAAGAGUGAGCACGGGUUGCUUCAAUGUCUCUACUUAAAAAGACUGACAAACUUACGUUUGUGAGAGGAAAAGAAAAAGAUGUUCAUACUUUUGACAGUGUGUUUCCUAGAUGGCACCUCUCACUAAACUUUGGAUUUAAUCCUCCAUUGUGGCAGGUUUAUACCUUCCAUAGUUGCUGGCUCAUCCCCAUUCUGGUUUAGGAACUAUGGCAAAAUCCGAUGUCUGCCUAGAUGUACCGGUGUAAUUCAGGACUACUAAGAGCUGACGUUGUUUGAUGUAUACUAUCAGGAGUAGACUGCAGUUUGCAUGCAAGUUCUUGUGAUGCUUGAUAUUCCUGUGCACCAUUGGCAUUCUUUCAUAUGUGUCUGGCAGAAUCAGUCUCAUCAAUGUACUCUUGCACUGGGAACUGCUUUUGAAGACAUGCAUACUAUUUCUUAUAAUUCUGUCUUGAAUUUUCUUACUUCACUCUCAGCCUCAUCUCCACGUACCUUCUCUAUUAACCGAAUAGGAGUGUCUUUUCCACAUCCAACCAGGAACUAAAGUGAUAAUUUUCAUGCAUAUGAAACAAACAGAUAGAGAUCUAUCAGCAUGUAAAGAAAUUUCAUAGGUCCUCUAUUUAUUUUUAGAGACUUCCUGGGGCCACCCAGAAGCUCUUCUCUUCCUAUCUCCUUUUACCUAUCACUCCUUGCUGGCUUUUCUUAACCUUUCUCUUACCACAAAUUCUCUAUUCUCAUGGCACCACUGUCCACUCUGCCUUGUGUUGGACUCACUGCAUGAAAUGAAAGGUUUUCGAAAUACUCUGCUGCCUGAUUUGAAAUGGGUAACCAUAGGGUGACAUAAAACAUUUCCAAUUAGAAGGUAAGCUCCCUGAGGGCAUUGAAUUGUAGUCCUAGCAGAAUCACAAUGCCUGAAACAGAGCAGCAACCACAUACAUGAUUGCUGAGUGAGCAUAGUUUGCAAGAUGAGUUUCAUAUUGAGUCAAGGCAGCCCUGCACGAUGGGGAAGUAGGAAAACGAACAGCUCUUGAGUGUUUACUGUGUUCCAGGAGGGGUGCUAGAUGCCAUACAUGGAUAAUCUCAUUUAACCCUCCCAGCCCUCCUAUCAGAUGGAUAUUAGCACCUUUUCACAGAUGAACAAGAGACUCCAGUGGUCAAGUGACUUGCCCAUCUUCCUCAGCUCUAGUGAGCGGGACAGUCUUUGCCUGAAUUUCAGUCUAUUUGAUUCUGCCACUUUUAUUCUCUUCCAUCACAAGGUGUUGGUGUGGGAUUCCUCUCUGUAAAAUGGGAGCACUAACAAUACCUGGCUAUCACGAGACAGUUAGGAGGAAGAGAUGAGAAAUAGUUAUUGAAAGCUAUGUCUUUGCUGUAAAGUGAUCUCUUUCUUGUUUUUAUACUUUUUCUUAUUUUUUGAGACAAGUUCUCACUCUGUUACCCAGGCUGGAGUGCAGUGGCACAAUCAUGGCUCACUGCAGCCUCAACUGCCCGAGCUCAAGUGAUCCUCCUACCUCGGCCUCCUGAGUAGCUGGGACCACAGGCAUGCGCCAGCAUGCCCAGCUAAUUUGCUUUAAAUUUUGGGUAGAGAUGGAGUUUGUUUUAAAUUUUGUGUAGAGGUGGGGUUUCAUCAUGUUGCCCAGGCUGGUCUUGAACUCCCGAGCUGAAGUGAUCUGCCUGCCUUGGCCUCCCAAAGUGUUGGGAUUACAGGCGUGAGCCACUGUACCCAGCCUAUAAAGCGAUUUCUAAAUGUUGCUUAUUAUCAAAUAUUCACUAAUCCCUAUAUUCACCAAAAAAUAUUCAUUGAACACACAGAUGCGUGUUGCAUAUACUUAAGGGAAAGUAUUUUAUGACUUAAGCAGAGAUUCUGAAUACGUAAAAACUGACAUCAAAGGAAAUUACAGAACAGUGUUUCUCAAAGGUGAUCAUCCAGUCAGCCAGUUGAAAACCACUUGGGAUAUUUGUUGAAAAUGGGGCUUUCUGGGUCUCAUCCCAGACAUAUAGAACCUGAAUCUCUGUAGGUGUAGUGCUGUAACCCUGCAUUUGUAACAAGUGUGACUGGUGAUUCUUUUGCACAUAAAAGUUUGAGAACCAGUGAUAAAAAAUUCAUUGAUCUAGUUUGGUAGUAAGUUAUAUAUACAUGGCAUAUGGAAUUUAAGUAAGAUGCUCACAGAAUAGUGGUAGUGCCAAGAUAAAGCACAACUGAUUGUUGGACUGCUAGAAAGACUUUUUUUUUGAUAAUGUGGUUUUAGGAGUUCUAAAAUAAAAUUUAAAGAGCCUUUAGUAAUUUGAGUAUAUAAAACAUUAACAUGCUUCAAGUCAAGAGUGAGGGGACCUGACAUAAGGAAUCUAGGGGUUGGGGAGUGGGGAAGGGGGCCCUGGGGCCAGUUAUAUGUAUUCUAGCCUUGGAAAUAACUUUUUAACAGGCCAGACUGAAGGAGACUAAGUAGACAGAAGACAAGAGGUUGAUCUAUUUAUCCAGUCCUGUAUCCCAAAUAAGACAAUGUCUGGGACAUAGUGGGUGCCUAAAGAUGUUUGUUUAAUCAAUGAAUAAAAACACACAGAAGGAGAGAGCAGCAUGUAGAAAACAGACUAGAAGAGUUUGAUUAUGAUUACUAUGGCUAGAGAAGGGGAGAAAGAGUAGGCUGAAAAGGAGUCCUGGUGAGAUAAGACGAGGACAGGGUUUUAAUUAGGCUAAUAUGGUCCUUACAGGAAAGUGCCUUUUAUACAAACAAAUAAACAAUGAAAAACACUAACCCAAGGUUUGUAUGGGAUCAAAACAUGAGUCCUCUGUGUCUAUUAUCUUGGGAUAACAGUUACCGCAUGAGGAUAGGGACCUUGUCUAUUUGUUCUCCGUGUGAUCUGUUUUGUUCUCCGUAUGAUUGUAGCACUCAGCAAAUAUUUAUUGAACAAACGACAGCGCUUCCACAUGGACAGGGGAAAAAAGCAUUUACGUUAUACAAAAAUAUCUUGUAAAGAGAGAAGCUAAAUCUUUACAGAUGCUAGCCAAUAGACUGGUGAUCGUGAAAAUAAUAAAUCUUCAUAAAACUGCACAUUCUUAGACAAUCUAUUUAACGUUCAGUGAGGUCUACAUCUGAUUGUCUGUCACCAAGCAGUGCUUUAUGGACAAUUCCACUUUCAUUUUACUGUUAUGAAAAUCCACCAGCGUGCCCAGCACAGUGUCUUGCUAAUAUUAGCUAUUUAAUAAGUAUUUGGUGAAUAAUUCAAUGAAUGAAUGAGGAGUAUUGGUUUGGGGCUGGGGGGAGAUGGGAACUUGAAAGCAGCCUGAAAAGAGAGUUGCCCUCAUUCAGUUAGAAUUCCCAGAGUGACAUGCGAUCCAGAGAUCUUUAAGCAGGCAGAUUUCCCAUACAGGUCAAGGCCUGGUUAUUGGAAUCUUGAGGGGAAGAAUGUUUGCUAAGGUAAUGACUGCAAAAGUGGGUUCAGCAUUGUUGGAAGAGGCAACUACUCAUUUGAUCUGAAAAAUAUAUUCAGGGGGAGGGAAGGUAAAAAGUAAUUCUAAACCUAACCAGAGUUUUAGUAGAAAAAUGGCUGUAAUUCAAGCAGUGUAAUGUUAACAUCAAUGCGUGUCUCAUGGCUCAAGCCCUGCAUACUGCUUUGGAAAUAAAAGGAGAUUGUGUAAAGAAUUAGCAAUACAAGGCAUUUUUAAGUGCUUUAUUGCAAAGGCCUGUGAUACUCUGUGAAAUCUAUGCAGCCUCUUUCUUCCUGCUGUGCUUAAUUUCAGAAUCUGAUGCUAUUACCUAUCCUUGGAGGAAAAAGAAAUAAUCAUUCUCUGUUAACUCUUAAAAAUCAAGUUUAACUUUGCACUUAUUUUCAACAUAAUCUUUCCGAUAUUUCUUCAGAAGAGAGAAGUGGAGUAUUUAGCCAUGGAGGUUAGUAUCUAGGAUUGCUUCUGGGGGCAGGGUUAGAAUAAGAGGGCAAGUUGGAAAUAAAUGUUGCAGGCAAAAGUUUAGAAAUGGCUCCAUCUGUUUGAAGGAUGAGGUCUCUAAAAGGGUCAUCAGAGAUUGUGUUUGGCAUGAGUCCAGAGCAGAAGCUAGAAAGGUAAAUGGGUUAUAAGGAAGAUCCAGCAGAAGCCAGGACAGGAAUUAACAACAUAGGUGGCUAUCUUCUUAUGACAUGAAGACCUGUCCACCAAGAAUCGUUUCCUCCCUGGUAUACCAUCAUGGCGCCCCUGCUCCUGUCUCACUUGAAAGCACAGUUGACACUGAUGUUGAUUGAUGUUAUUGUUGCUAGACAUUGUACUAAGCAGUUUAUUUUUAUUGAAUUUUCCUAAUAACUCUAACAUAGUUACAGAUGCUGUCCCAUUAUACAGCCAAGGAAACUGAGCUUGCUCAAAGUAGCAUAGCUAGCAAACGGCAUAGCUGAAACUUGAACCCAGAGUGGACUGAUUCUGAAGUCUGAGCUCUUGCUCAUUGUAACAUAGAAAAAUAUAUUUUUAGUCCUGUUAAGUCAUCCCUCAAAAUGAUGCUUGCAUUUUCCCCUUUCUUCUAUAUUCACCCCUCUCACCCUGAAUCAUUGCAAGUUCCCCAAACUAGUAUCUUUCCCUCGACUCUGCUCUAUUUACCACUAUCAGGCCAAUCCUCCUGACAUGCUGUUAAUAUUUAGAAAUAUUUCUCCAACAUUCAGAGUGCCUGGGUACCACACAUGGAUGCGACUAAGAUUCUUAAGUCUGGUUUCUAAGAGCUUCUUCAAUGUCUCCAACUAUCUUUUCAGGCUCAUGUUUGAGACCUUCCUUUCAAGAAUAAUUUGCUUGUGAUCUGGUUCAAGCUGAACAGAGAUUUUCAGAUGACUCCCAAACUAUCUGCAACACAUCAGCCCUAUUAACUCUUCUCAGAAUGCUCAUACAGAAGCCAUGCCAGUGCACAAAAGCCACUUCUGACACCUGGCCCUGUCUGACUCAUGGAUUUCUUCCAGGAUUGCUCUUUCUAUCUGCUUUAAACCUCCUUGUCAAUUGACUUUCCUUGGCUCCCAAUCCACUUUGCUCUGUAUUUUUGCUUUCUCUUUUUGUUUUGUUUCUUCAUUCAUUCAGUAAUCAAUAAAUAUUUCUGGAGUGCCUACUAUGAGCCAGACACCAUGUUAACUGCUAGAGAUUCAGUGGUGUGUGGAACAGGCACACACUUUGCACACAAGCAAUUAAAGUCUAUUAGGGAAGAUCAACAUUAAUCAAAUAAUUAUCAGCGUUUAUGAUUGCAAAUUGUGGAACUGUAUUUCACAGAAGAUUAUACAGCAUAUGAGAGAAGUUUCUGAUGUAUUUGAGGGAGGAGCAGUUAGAGGAUGCUUACAUGAAAAUGUCACAUUUUAAAGAUGGCUAAUGAGGUAAUGAGGACAGGAGAAAAAAAUCUUUCAAGGUGAAAGGAAUAGCAUGUGUAAGGUUUCCAAAGAGGGAGGGAAAAGAGUGUGUUCUUAGAAUUAGAAGGGCAGCAUGGCUGAAGCAGAGUGGAAGGGAAAUAGAUGGAGAUGAGGUUGUAGAGAGAGAUUGGGAUCAGAUCAUUAAGCUUUUUCAGCUAUGUUACAGAGUUGAGUCUUCAUAAUAACGGUGAUGAAGAACCCAUUGAGGUUUCUCAGGACAAUAAAAUUUGUGCCUACAGCCUGUAGAUCACAUUUAAGAGAGGCAGGAAUGAACGGAUUUGGGUGAGCUAGAAAGGAGGCUAUUGAAAUGAUUCACACAAGAGAAACAUGGUGGCUUGGACUAUAGCAGUAGUGUUAGAGAGGAAGGCAAGAGGAAGGAUUUCAGAAACAAACAUGCUGUUUCAGAUGCUUUGUACCACCCUCCAUCCCCAUUCCACUAACCUAUUGGGAUACUCCCUCUGGUCAUCUCCCAGUGUUUCCAUGUUUCACAGCUUUAAAAAGUAGGUGCUUAAAUCCAUACUUCUAGUUCCUGGGGACUCUGCUGGUGGGGAGAAAUUUGACACAGAACAUGUAGUGCCUCGUGUCUACAUAUACAUACUUGCCUUCACCUCUUUAUGUCUUCCUUUUGUACAACGCUUCUCCCUCGUACAGAUAUUCUAAAAUCCUGCCCAUCCCUUAAUUUCCAAAUUACAUUUUACUCUUUCACAGCAUUCUCACCAAAUAUACUAGCUGAAUAUCUCUCACUCUGAUCUUAUGACACUUAUAUCUGUAACUAUCUUUAUGGCUUUCAGCAUCUAUUGUAGCAUAUUGUAAUCAUGUUGUGAGCAUGUCUUAUCUCCUGAGAGAUAUUGUGAGUUUGUGUCAAGGGACAUCGAUGCUGUAGCUCAAUAUUAACACUGCUAUUUUGGAUUUUCCCUUCUAGCUGGGUUAUUUACUUGAGCCCUCUGAGUCUGAUUCCUCAUCUGCAGAAUGGGUAUAAUUACAUUUACUUUAUGAAGCCAUUAUGAGGAAUUAAUGAUAGAAUGAAUGCAAGGUACUUAAAAAAAUCUCCGGCACAUAAUGAAUCUCAGCAUACAAUAGCAGUUUAUGGUUAUAAACUUUAUUCUUUGAAGUCAGAACCCUGUGUCUUAUUACUACUUUUCUCUACUUGUAACUCAGUGAAUAUUUGUUGAAUUCAGAUUUGAAUUUAAGUCUCAUUUCUGCCAGGGGAUACGAACACUGUAUAAAUAAAUUUUGAUACUUGUCUGUGAGAACUUCAAGUUGAUAGGGGAGCUAGUAACAGAAACUGGUUAUUUGUUAUUGGGAUAAGUAUAGUGAUAGAGAAAUAAACCCAGAUAGAGUAUUUUGAGAGCACCGAAGAGAGGUUGGAGAAGGUUUUCUAAGACAACUUAUGCCUGAGCUGAGUAUUUUAUUAAUCAAUUAGAUACCAUUAAAAUAAUGUAUGCACAUAAUAUAAAACCCAAGGCUAUAUAAUAAAAUAGCAUUUUUGUCCUAUUGACAACUAUACCCACUCCAUUUCUACUGCUUUCAAUUCUGUGUUUCUAAGUAAAAUGUUUAUUCCUUGUUUUCCUUGUUUAAAAAAAUGUUAGAUAGGCCGGGCGCGGUGGCUCACGCCUGUAAUCCCAGCACUUUGGGAGGCCGAGGCGGGUGGAUCAUGAGGUCAGGAGAUCGAGACCAUCCUGGCUAACAAGGUGAAACCCCGUCUCUACUAAAAAUACAAAAAAUUAGCCGGGCGCGGUGGCGGGCGCCUGUAGUCCCAGCUACUCGGGAGGCUGAGGCAGGAGAAUGGCGUGAACCCGGGAAGCGGAGCUUGCAUUGAGCCGAGAUUGCGCCACUGCAGUCCGCAGUCCGGCCUGGGCGACAGAGCGAGACUCCGUCUCAAAAAAAAAAAAAAAAAAAAAAAAUGUUAGAUAUCAGUUGACUUCUCACUAUUUGGCUCUCUUAUACUAUACUCCUCCUACCCCUACUUCCUAAAACCACACAUUUUUUUUCUCCUAUUGUUCCAAUAUAAUUUCUUUUUUUGUUGUUAAAUCAGUUUAGUAAUACAGUUACUUUGACUAUGUAAAUGUUGCGUGUGUCUUCCUGAGCAUAUUAUAUACUGAUUACUUUGACUUUUUAAAUACAACUUAUUUUGUUUCCUGGAGCUAAUAAUGGCCUAUGUCCAAGCCUUCCAAAGUUUUACUGGAAGUUCUCAGUGUUUACUGGAAUUCCUGAGCCAUGGUUUACUGGGUAUGUGGCAUAUCCAGGGCGGGCCCUGGGGGAAGUCAACCCUACUGCAAGGACCAUUUUAUUACUGGUAGAAUUUACAGUUGUUGGAUCUAGGUGAUAAAAGGCUCACCAACUUUUUAUCAGUUAUAUUUCUUAGAUUUUCUGCCAACAGAGCACCCACUUAUUAUUUGCCCUUGGAUGUUCUGCUUCCACCAACCUGUCCUUGCUAAGACUGUGAGUUCAGCUAAGCAAGGCAAGGGGUGGUGCUCUGAGAGAGUGGUAGUGUGUUCCAAGAAGAUGGGACAACCUGAGUGGAAAGGCAUGGCAGUGAGAGAUAGCAUGUUGUGUUCUUGGAAUUACAGAUAGUUUGGUAUAGGUAGAGCGUAGAGUACAGGGCAGGACUAGCCGAGAUGAGGCUGUGUGGUGGGCAGGAGUCAGAUCAAGGUGAUCUUUUUAUUACAGACUCAUACUCACUAGAUUCUGUCGUGUAGGCCAUGGGGAAACUCAUACUGUUAAGUAACAUGGUCUGCUUUGCUUGUGAAUGAAUGACAGAGUAAGCAAAAAAUGGAAAACUAGCUCCUGAAGUCAGCAGUUAAAAUGCUGUCUUUGCAUAUUCAGUGAUGUAUUAAUAUUUUAGGGAUACUCCAUCAGGCAAAUUGUUAGAGCACACAUCCCCAAGAAUACACACACAAGCACAGAAACACACAGACAUUCAUAGUUUAUGUACAUGUGUUGCUACUUUAGUUAAUAUUCAGGGCCCAAUAAACACUGAAAGCAAGGUCCAGGUUAAACGAUGGUGCCUCUAACAGUCAUGUCAGAGUUUCCCGGAGACCUACUGUGACAUGUAGAUUUGCAUGCAGUGAGUUUCUGGGAGGAUUCUCAGGGACACCACCUGCGAGAGGGUGAGGGAAAAGGACGGAUAGGAGGAGAUGUUGACUGUGAUGCAGCUGAGGCUUCAGCUCGCCAAUGGGGAGCUCUGGAACUGGAUGGCUGUUCAGAGAUGUUCUGAACGGAGACCCAGAGCCAGGCCUUUAUAACUGAACAUCGGGGUGGGAUGUGGGCCAUCCCUGUGGAGGGGCCACAACUCUAAGCUAGGGCUAUUCUUGGAAAGGGACUGAACUGGGAGCUUCCAGCAGCCGAUACUCCUGGCAGCUGGGAGAGCAAGUGCCGCUGGGCAGCGCACCACAGCAUCCACUACAAACAACCUUUCUGAUAACUUCUCUAUUUUUUAGAAUUCUCAGAUUUUUAUUAAAAUGCGGAUGCCAAAGAACUAGCAAUUGGUCCAUGAGAUGCAAUUCUGCCAUUUUCCUGGGUUUACUUAUGUUUGCGUUAUUCGUAUUACUUGAAAAUCUGUCGAUUUUUUUUUUUGAGAAGAAAACCUUUUUAAACCCCUUGUCCAUUUUAUGAGGGUCAAUUUAGCUAAAAAUUAGACAAGGCAAUCCAUAAUGCAUUUCCUCAAGCACAGGAAAACUGUUAUGUGUGACAAAAUGGUGAAACAAGAGAGAGGAGAGCAUUAACAUUAACUUCUUCCUGUUGUGAAAAUGAGGGCCCCCAUGUCAGUUUAUUAGUAAUUGGAUUAACAAAUACAACCUUGUAGAUCAUCUUGAAUUUCUGGCUUUGGAGAAAAUGUCUUUGUGGAAUGAAACCAAGGCAACAUUUUAACUGGAGGUAGGACAGCUUGUUGGACCUACACAUAUGGUGGUGGUGAUGGGGUCUCUUUAUGUACGGGGUAUAGUGUUGCUCAGUACGUGGACAAGAGGUAAUCAGCCAGAAAGGGUAGUCCUAGGUUUUUUCAGGUUCCCAGGUGGACGUCUAAGUCAGUGCUCUCCUAAUUUUUCUGAUCAUGUAUAUAAACCGUCAAUAAAAAAUAUAUUACUCUAUUUAAACAGUAAACACACAGAAAGGGGAUAAGAUAAAGAGUAAAUAAAGAAUAUCUAUAAAAUCAGAAACGUAAUUAGAAGCUGUAAUAUUUUCUUCUAACAUGCCAGUUGACUUUUUCUUCUUUUUGCACCCACUUCAAAUACUACUGAAUUAGAUUUCUAAAGCAUAAGUUAUGUACCAAAUGGGGACAAAGUGCGUUGGAGACAGAAUUUGGCAAUUUAAUGGGUUUGACAUGUGCUACUAUUUAAAUGAGGUAGUAUGAGCUCCAAGUAUUAAAAAGUGAACUGAAGAAAAAUUAGGUUUUAGAAUAGAAUUGGGAUGCUUUAAAAUAUUUUUUUAAAUCAUGGAGGGAAUGUGUGUGUGUAUGCAUGUGAGUGUAUAUCUGUGUGUGUGUUUGCAUUAGCCAGGGUCAUAAUGACUUAGCAUUUCUUUCUGUUUAGCAAUUCCCCACAAUUAACUAAAAGGUUGGGGCCACACUGACACCAUUACCCUUCUGUAUAUCUGGCUCUAAUUUAUGAUCCAUAUCCUGCCUUAUAUCCCAGAAUGCUUUUGAAUGUUCUUCCAUUGUUUCUUUUUUUCAGAUUUAUCAAUGUAUAGAUCAGUUAAAUGCAAUAAUGAAAAGAUAUCUUUAUUAGUGUCAUCUCAGCAAUAGAAAAACUGAAAACACAAUACCUUCCAUAUGUAUAAUAAGUUCUUACCCAUCUUUUUGGAAUUUUAAAUAUUUAUAAGCACUUUCCUGGUAAAACUCAGACGAGUUUAUAAGAAUUAUCCUAGAGUCAUCUUGUGCCUGAACUUAAGAUAGCUUCCUUAUUAAAAUCUUUUAUUUUGCUAAUAAAAAUCCAUUUCAAUUAUGUUCUCUUGUUUUUAUAUUUAACAGUACCUGCUCAUGAGAUACUGGUUGCUUUAAAUUUCUUGGAAGAAAGGGGAUAAAUACAUUUCGGGUAGCAUUAUUAUUACUUUUCAUUAUGGAUAAAAUUAAAAGGUAGCUGGAUUUGGAACCAGUAUAUAGAUGUCUUAAUAAGGAUAUGGUAAUCAUGGUUCAGUCCCUAAGGAAACCUAAUCACAUAAUCUUAAAUAUAGUUCAUAAGUUAAAAGGCAGAACCUUGUUAUGCUAGUGUGCUAUCUUUAAAAUAAUAAAAUUAAGAUUCUUUAAAAAUAUACGUACAAAUGAUCUUUCCAUUAUUGAGUGUAGACUGUCUCUCAAAAGAAUAUUAUGACUUGAAAUGUUCAAGUAACUCCAUCCUUACUUGUUGUUAAUUGCUUUAUAACUAUUUGCAUUUGCAUACUGAUUUUUAAAAACUUUUUUGAGCCAGGGUCUCACUCUGUCACCCAGGCUGGAGUGCAGUGGCAUAAUCUCAGUUCACUGCAAACUCUGCCUCCUGGGUCCAAGUGAUUCUCCCACCUCAGCCUCCUGAGUAGCUGAGACCACACACGCGUACCACCAUGCCUGGCUAGCUUUUGUAUUUUUUGGUAGAGAUGGAGUUUCACCAUGUUGGCCAGGCUGGUCUGGAACUCCUGAUGUCAAGUGAUCCUCCUGCCUCGGCCUCCCGAAGUGCUCGGAUUACAGGUGUGAGCCACCAUGCCCAGCCACAUAUUGAUCUUCAUAGUAAUUUAAAAUAAACAGCGUUGUAUUUGAUUAAUCUUAACUUCUUAUUCAUUCAUUUAAACCUUUUUUAUUGAAAGUCCAUUUUUGGUUACACAUGAAUUGAGUAAGGGGGUUACAAUGGUAAGCAGAAGAGAUUUGGUCCUUACCCUUACGGAGCUUCCAGUCUAAUGAGGAAGAUGGAGGUGAGUCAGCUGACCAUACCAAUAGACUAGAGAGAUGCUCUCUCCUCCAGUGUUGUUGUGAGUGGUAGCUGGACUGUUCAUUCUUUUAAAAAUCACAAAUGCAUAGAAUCUUAAAUAAAUGCUGUUUACAUUAAACAUUUUAGUAUAUUUAACAUGUGUGCUUUAUUAAUUUAUCAAUGUUUCAUUGUUCAUCAGUGUUUAUCAAUUUGCCAAUUAAUUGGUAUAGAACUCAGACUUAAGUAUGGGUGUCCUGAGUGAAGACUCAUUAUCUUCUUGGGUAAGCCACACCAAAAUAUAUAUUGAAUGCUUCUUAGUUUUGAUUUAUUAAAAAUGGAGGAGACCUUGAAGGCAUUUGGCAAGCAAUCUAAGUGCAGAAUUUUCUAGUUUUAAAACAUUUUCAUCCCAGUGUUACGAAGGUGACAACUAAUAUAGUGGUUCUUAUAAACAAUUUGCCUUUCGUCUUUACAAAGCAUUCAAUUUGGUGUCAAUAAAACAUUCAUUUUUGCCCUUAUAUUUCCCUAAUUAUGUCAUAUUUAGUUAAUUUUCAUGAUUACAAUAACAAAUGACAUAAGCAGACUUGGGAUGAAGCAGACAAUUAAAGUGGUGAGAGCAGGAUGGUGUGGGUUACUAGAGGAGUCUUUCUGCCAUUCAGGUGCCAGGUAGGCCUAUCGUAUAUUUUGCAGAAGAAAUGGAGCACAUUAGUUUCUCAGGCGACUUGGGGAAUGUAGGUGGGCUAAGAACGUUGUAUUAUAAAUAUGUAUAGUGAUAAGUGCUAUCGAGUGUAUUAUCGAGGAAAAGUACAGGCAGCUGUAAGGAUACAUAGAGUAGCCUGUUUUAUUCUGAAAGUCCCAGAAGGCUUUCAUGAGGAAGAGCCAUUUGGGCUAUGGUAUGAAAAGCACUAAGGGCCAACUAGGUGGAGAAGUUGUGGGUGAGUAAGCAUAGAGAACAGCACGUACAAAUCUCUGCAAUGGGCUAAAGCUUGGACUGUUAAGGGAUCAAGAGAGCAGUGUGGCCAGGGCACAGAAAAGAAGGGCCAAGGCUGUGAAGGUUGAGGUUGGAGGAGGCAGGGGUCAUAUAUCAUAGAAUCUUGUAGGUCCUCUUAAGCCUUUGGGUUUUUAAUCAUAAAAGCAUUGGAGAGUAAUUAAAAGAUUCAAAAUUAUGAUUUAAAAAGAUUAUUCUGGCUGUUGUUUGGAAAAAAGAAUGAAGGGACAUCAGGUAGUGAUCCUAGUAGCCUAAGUAAGAAAUGUUGUCCUUAUUCUGAAAACUAUUCACUGUACUGUUUUUCGUGGCCUGCUACGUGACUAAAUGGGUCUUUGAAAUACUUGAGGAAAAGCAGAGCCUAAAUUUAUCGUAGUUUAAAUUUUUUUAUCACCUAGGAAGACCUGGAACAGAAUUUUCUAUACUAUACUCUUACUUACCAUUUUCUCCUUUUACAUUUAUGUUCACUGUUUCAGCACGUUAUGUUCUCAAAACAAUAGGGGAAAAAAGGAAAAGUCAUUCUUUUAAGCUUGUACCAUGCUAUUGACUUUCUUUGAAAGGACAACAAGUGUGUUUAUUUUAUCCCUGUGAGUCUAAAAAUUAACCAUGAAACAUCCUUCUUUACUUCUAAACUAUGUGUAACAAAGAAAUGCUUUAUUGCAAUUUCAUCAAUAAUUCAAAUGCAACUUAAAGGAAAGUAGGGCAGCUAAGGAAAAAUAGCACACUUGUUCCAUAAUUGAGUCGAUUAAAUAGUAUUGAGUCCCAUUGUCAUAGUCAUAUUGAUGAAACAACUUUUGUAACUACAAAAAGUCUAAUAAGAAAUAAAACCUUAGAAUGAUGAUGCAAUGUCAUGGACAUUUCUUCGUUUAUUUUCUAUUGUAAAAUACAAAUAAUGAAAGCAACCUUUUACCGAAGUGCAAUAAUAAAGGAGCAGCUUUUGAAAGGUGCUCUCAUCAGGAUAUUAGUAGUUUUCAAGGCUGUGCAGUAAUAGCCCAGGCUAUUUUGGAACUGUGCAUACAUUAGUGUUCUGGUGCAGCAUGAUACAAUAAUGUGUGAAAAAGUAUAAGCUCGCACCUUGUUUAAAUUUGCAGUUUUUGUGCAUAAUCCCACAGUGAGCUCUUGCCAGAUUUUGACUGUUUAUAGGAGAGAAAAGUUUAUAGAAGCCUACAGACUGGGGCUUGUUGUAAAUAUCUGACAAUGAAAAUAGGGUUUUAAAAAAUUGCAUGCCAUAUUUUUUGAAAGAUUAAAAGGGUUAUGUUAAGUUUAUAUUAUAUAUGAUAUUUUGCAAUGCAACUUAUGGUUAGUUUCACCCAAUGGAAGCUUCAGAAUACACAUACAUAGCCAUCUACAGGAAAAAUGUAGAUUUGCUCUAUUUAAUAUUUGCAGGGUAUGAUUGCAAAGUACAGAGUUUGAUUUUUGAAAACAACGAUUGCACUAUAAUUUAUGCAUUCAUAUUAAUGUUGUUUUCAAAAUUGUCACCCAGAGAAGCAAAACCCCUUUUCCAAUGAUGCCAUUGUUCAAAACAUUUUGGAAAAACUUCCUCUCUCGAAAUUGUCUUUUGAAUCAUUUGCAAGCCUGACUAAAACAUCCAUCUCAUUACUUUCUAAUCGCAUUUUAUACCAAGAUUCAUCAUCCUUUUUUAAUUCACCAGAAUUGGCUAUAAAUGUCUCUCUGAAAUGAUGAAAAUGGCUAAAAUUGACUUUCAAAUUAUGAAAUUUGUCACCAUUGAGGAUAUUUAGAAGUGUGUGUGCUUGCAUAUGUGUGCACAGACUUAGAAAACAGUUUCAGAUGGAGAGAAAAAUACUGUGAAUAAUGGCUGAUCUUUAAGUGAGUAGUGUUCUAAGGUGACCAUUAACAUGGUAAAAUACAUUUGAACUUAGAUGACAAGGUAUGUUUGUUUAAAAAAGUCACAUUACCUUGCAUUAGUUUUUACAACGUAUACAAAGAAAAAUGCGAAUAUGUCUUUUGGAAUGCAAGGCCAAAUACCUUACAUAAUUAGCAGUAUAUUUUAUUAUUAAAACAAAGGAUUAAGUAACUACAAUGCUAAUCCUAUGUUGGCAGAUUCUUCAGAUAAGGUCCUUACGUGAGAACAUCUCAGUAUAAUUUUAUUUAAAUACUGCCAUUGACUGUCUGAUCUGUAAGUAUGUGUAUUCAUUAGCAUCUUACAUAAUGCAUAUUAAUUUUUAUGUCAUUUGAAGGCACUAGUUCAUAGCACUUGGAAUUUUCAUUCCAGUUCACCUCUUCAUAUAAAUAAUUGACCCAGUUUUCAAAACUAUAAGUAAUUAUUUUCUUAGCCAUCAGUAAAGAACGCAUAUGGUUACAUGUGCUUGAAAUGUAACAUAACUGGAAGGAAUUCCAAAUGUUUUCUUAUUUUAAGAACUCUGCGGUCAUUCAGUGUUUAUGUGUUGAAUGACUUAUGAGUAAAAUGAAAAUGAAGUAGGACUAAAUUAAUAUACGUAUCCAGAAAUUCACCAUUUCCUCCCACUUUGAACAUCUUUAUUGUGUUCCUUCUUAAAUAUGUAGGAAAUUAAGGAAAUGUUUGCCAGAGAGACUUAGGUGAGUAGUUUUUCUUUUCUGAGUAUAAGGAGAGCAAACAAUUAAAAGAUAAUUUUACUGUGGUCAGUUUUUGUGACCCUGUACCAUCUUUGUAAUGUCUGCCUUCCAGCUUUAGUGCAUUACAAUAGGGAUCAAAUGUCUAUAUUUUAAGAAUAUCAUUGGUAGCUUUUUGAAAGUUGAUAGAUUUAAGUGUAAACCAGUGUUUGAACAUGAAGCUCUGGAACACACUUUUGUAACAUCACCUUUUAAUAAAGGUAGCUCAACAGUUGGAGACAAUAAUGACUUCUUGUUUAACAUGAUAUGUGAUUUAUACAGACUAAUUUGUGUUUAUAGUAAUUAUUUUACCCUGGUUAACUACCUGUGUUAAAAUUUCUUUGUUUUCUGGCUUCAUACUACCCAGUUGUUUUUUUUCUUACUUGAAUGCAUGUAUCCUUGACUUUUCUAAACAUUUUUAAACACAGGGUUUAUGUAGGACUUGUUCCAAACUAAUAGGUACUUUGUUCUUUUUAAACACGUUGGUUUAUAUUAAUGAAAUUGGCUAAUUUGUUUUUGUAAAGUUUUGUUUUCUUAAAGGGGGGAUGAGUUUUGGGGGACUAAAUCAUACUGAACAUGCACUAUACCUUUAGUGUUUUGGUAAAUUUAUGUUACUUAUUAAUUGCCAUGACUUUUUGACAACAAACGUCAUAUUUGAAAUUCUACUGAAAGAAAGUAUAACAGUGUGAUAUUGUUCAUUUGUGAUGUGAUAAUUGUUCAUUAACAAUAUCUAAAAUCUGUAAUAGAUUAGAAAACAAAAUCCCAGCGUGUUUUUUCCCCAUUGAUAAAGAUAGAUUUAGAAAGACCAUAUUUUAAAUAUGUCAUAGUACUGCUAACCGAAAGUUAAGAGUUUUAGUGUUGUAGGAGUUAUGCUAGUAAGUAAUGUUUAUACAAUUCUGAUAAACAUUUCCCCAUGACUGAAUUUUGAGUGGAAAACUUUGUUUCUUAAAAGGCUCUAAGUGGAAGAAAAAAAUAUUAGAGUCUGUCUUCUUAUCGUGUAGUGUGUGUGUGUGUGUGUGUGUGUGUGUGUGUGUGUGUGUUUAGAUCCAGCUUAAUACCAAGUAAUGCCAACAUCUGGCAGAGAGAUGGAGAUCUGGGAAUUUGUUGCUUGAAACCCUGGGACAAAGUGUUCUGAUCUGACCGGCGAACAUAGCUGUAGACUUGAACUGAAAUCUUCAGGGGCAGAAACGUCUUAAGUGUCUGGAAAAUUGGCCUGUUGAGUCACCGUGAAGGCACUAAAACAAAACUAAUUUUAAGCAGGUCAAAGUUCAGUGAUUCCCUCUGGAAUUCAAACUUUUUUUUAAGAGUCUCAUGUUUAAGUGAAAAGGGUCAAAGUUGAUGCACUGUUACAAUGUUUUGAAUGCUUUCCCUUAAGAACAGCCACCCAAGCUGGGAUUAGCAUGAGGAACUGCAAGGCUGGCACUUCAGCGUCUGGGUUAAAAAUAUUUUAAAGCAGUAAAUGCAGUCAGUACAGAGAGAUCCCUGGGAGCCUUUCUAUUCAAAAAUGUGUGAGCUCAGGGCAGCGACUGCAAUGUAAUUUAGGGCAGUGUAUGCUUCAUAGCUUUGGAGAAUAUUGCUUCCCGUUAAUGUUCCAUCGGAGGAUGGUAGGAUAGUAGUAAUUUUAGAAGGUGGUAUUCCUGUUUGUCUUACAUCGAAAACUUCAGAAUAAAUAAAAGGAAACAUCAAUCGAACAAGAAAUGUAACUGUGGAAAAGUACCAAUGAAUCUAAAUUUGAACUGAACAGAUACAAAACCAGCAUGGGUGUAGGAAUAUUUUUAAAGAGGAAGCUAUGGCAAAAGCAACUUCCCAGGGGAUGGACUGAGCAGGCUUUUUAAACGGUCCAAGGUGUAGAGCCAUACUUCAGGAGGAUCCUCAGAAGUUUUGGACAAGCCUCCCCAAAUGUGGCAGGUGCUGUGCUGGCCAUUGGUGACCCAAAGAUGAUGAAAAAUAUGUUCCUGCCCACAAGGAGUUAGCGACCUACUGGGCUUUCCUCUUGCUGAUGACAUGAUUCCUGUUUGAAUCUGUUGACAAGAUUCUGAAAGCUGAACAGAGAAUUCUGGCACUGCACUGGGUAGGAAAAAGCAUUUCAAGAAAUAGAUAAUAUCAAGGACAUCAGGACACCGGGAGUGGGAGAGAUUGGACUGGGAGACUCAGCAGGAUGUCUUCCAAGCGACCAGCCUCUCCGUAUGGGGAAGCAGAUGGAGAGGUAGCCAUGGUGACAAGCAGACAGAAAGUGGAAGAAGAGGAGAGUGACGGGCUCCCAGCCUUUCACCUUCCCUUGCAUGUGAGUUUUCCCAACAAGCCUCACUCUGAGGAAUUUCAGCCAGUUUCUCUGCUGACGCAAGAGACUUGUGGCCAUAGGACUCCCACUUCUCAGCACAAUACAAUGGAAGUUGAUGGCAAUAAAGUUAUGUCUUCAUUUGCCCCACACAACUCAUCUACCUCACCUCAGAAGGCAGAAGAAGGUGGGCGACAGAGUGGCGAGUCCUUGUCUAGUACAGCCCUGGGAACUCCUGAACGGCGCAAGGGCAGUUUAGCUGAUGUUGUUGACACCUUGAAGCAGAGGAAAAUGGAAGAGCUCAUCAAAAACGAGCCGGAAGAAACCCCCAGUAUUGAAAAACUACUCUCAAAGGACUGGAAAGACAAGCUUCUUGCAAUGGGAUCGGGGAACUUUGGCGAAAUAAAAGGGACUCCCGAGAGCUUAGCUGAGAAAGAAAGGCAACUCAUGGGUAUGAUCAACCAGCUGACCAGCCUCCGAGAGCAGCUGUUGGCUGCCCACGAUGAGCAGAAGAAACUAGCUGCCUCUCAGAUUGAGAAACAGCGUCAGCAAAUGGAGCUGGCCAAGCAGCAACAAGAACAAAUUGCAAGACAGCAGCAGCAGCUUCUACAGCAACAACACAAAAUCAAUUUGCUCCAGCAACAGAUCCAGCAGGUUCAAGGUCAGCUGCCGCCAUUAAUGAUUCCCGUAUUCCCUCCUGAUCAACGGACACUGGCUGCAGCUGCCCAGCAAGGAUUCCUCCUCCCUCCAGGCUUCAGCUAUAAGGCUGGAUGUAGUGACCCUUACCCUGUUCAGCUGAUCCCAACUACCAUGGCAGCUGCUGCCGCAGCAACACCAGGCUUAGGCCCACUCCAACUGCAGCAGUUAUAUGCUGCCCAGCUAGCUGCAAUGCAGGUAUCUCCAGGAGGGAAGCUGCCAGGCAUACCCCAAGGCAACCUUGGUGCUGCUGUAUCUCCUACCAGCAUUCACACAGACAAGAGCACAAACAGCCCACCACCCAAAAGCAAGGAUGAAGUGGCACAGCCACUGAACCUAUCAGCUAAACCCAAGACCUCUGAUGGCAAAUCACCCACAUCACCCACCUCUCCCCAUAUGCCAGCUCUGAGAAUAAACAGUGGGGCAGGCCCCCUCAAAGCCUCUGUCCCAGCAGCGUUAGCUAGUCCUUCAGCCAGAGUUAGCACAAUAGGUUACUUAAAUGACCAUGAUGCUGUCACCAAGGCAAUCCAAGAAGCUCGGCAAAUGAAGGAGCAACUCCGACGGGAACAACAGGUGCUUGAUGGGAAGGUGGCUGUUGUGAAUAGUCUGGGUCUCAAUAACUGCCGAACAGAAAAGGAAAAAACAACACUGGAGAGUCUGACUCAGCAACUGGCAGUUAAACAGAAUGAAGAAGGAAAAUUUAGCCAUGCAAUGAUGGAUUUCAAUCUGAGUGGAGAUUCUGAUGGAAGUGCUGGAGUCUCAGAGUCAAGAAUUUAUAGGGAAUCCCGAGGGCGUGGUAGCAAUGAACCCCACAUAAAGCGUCCAAUGAAUGCCUUCAUGGUGUGGGCUAAAGAUGAACGGAGAAAGAUCCUUCAAGCCUUUCCUGACAUGCACAACUCCAACAUCAGCAAGAUAUUGGGAUCUCGCUGGAAAGCUAUGACAAACCUAGAGAAACAGCCAUAUUAUGAGGAGCAAGCCCGUCUCAGCAAGCAGCACCUGGAGAAGUACCCUGACUAUAAGUACAAGCCCAGGCCAAAGCGCACCUGCCUGGUGGAUGGCAAAAAGCUGCGCAUUGGUGAAUACAAGGCAAUCAUGCGCAACAGGCGGCAGGAAAUGCGGCAGUACUUCAAUGUUGGGCAACAAGCACAGAUCCCCAUUGCCACUGCUGGUGUUGUGUACCCUGGAGCCAUCGCCAUGGCUGGGAUGCCCUCCCCUCACCUGCCCUCGGAGCACUCAAGCGUGUCUAGCAGCCCAGAGCCUGGGAUGCCUGUUAUCCAGAGCACUUACGGUGUGAAAGGAGAGGAGCCACAUAUCAAAGAAGAGAUACAGGCCGAGGACAUCAAUGGAGAAAUUUAUGAUGAGUACGACGAGGAAGAGGAUGAUCCAGAUGUAGAUUAUGGGAGUGACAGUGAAAACCAUAUUGCAGGACAAGCCAACUGAUAAGGGUCAAAAGAUUGUUGUGACCUUAGGACUUAAAGAAGCCCUAACUGGUUCAUCCUUACCAGUGGCCAAGCACAUUAACUUUCUCAUACACUGACUGUUACUUUAACUGUUAGUCUUAAAUAGUUGGGACAUCAGCUGACUAAUAGACCUCAGCCUCAAAAGGCUUGGAAAGAAAAAACAAAUACAACAAGCAAACAACAAUAUCAACAACAAGAGAUUGAAAUAAGCUAUGGGUAAAAUAAUGCCAGUAAUUCAGCUGCUACAUCCAAGCACUGAAGUCUUACCCGUCAACUUUUUUUUUUUUUUAAAUAAACUUUAUGGCUGUUUGUUCUACAAUGUUCUAGAAAUUCUCACUCAGGUACACAGUGCCAACAAGUGGCUUGUGAAUGUGUUUUGUUGUUUUGUGCUACAAUUUUUAAAAAGAAAAAAGUUUUGUUUUGUUUUUUGGGGUUUCUGGGUUUUUUCCUUUUCUUUUUCUUUCCUUUCAUUUUUUUUCUUUGUAAUGCACCUGACAGAAAAAAAAGAAAAAUGAAUUUCUCUUUACUUCUCUCCACCUUCUCCAUCUCUCUACUUUAAAGAUGGAAGUCUGUGCAUGAGGGGAAAGAGGGAAAAAGAGCCUGUUUUUAACUUCCUUGCUAUCCACCACAAAAUAAGCAAUUAUUUUCUUUAGAGGACUUUAUCUAUUGCACACCACACUACAUCUUUGAGCAAGUGCCAAAUUUGUACUGAAGUGUUGACCAAGUUCAUUUUUUCUCUUUACUUUUUCCUUUUCCUUCUUAAGUUAGGACAGUGUUAAAUCUUAGACAAUCCCUUGAAAAACCUGAAAUACCAGCAGCUGGUGAGAUUUGACUUUUUUUUUUAAUGGAAACUGUAGGUGCUGUUCUCAGGUGAAAAGAGAGAGAGAGAGAGAGACAUAAGAAAUUUAGAGAAAAAUAUUUUCUGAUCUUGGAUUUUUGUGUGUAUGUAUGUAUGUGAUUAUGGUACUAAUAAUAGGAAUAACGUUGGACCAUUGUGAGUUAAACCCACAUCUGGGGAUGAAAUCCCACAUCCUCCCAAGUGACUGGUCUAGAAAUAAUCUUGACCUUGACUUUGCACUUCAAAUGACAACUUAACCAAGUAUAGGGCUCAGAAAUUAUAUUUUUAAAUGUCUGAUUAUUAUUGGAUGGAUCAGGUGGCCCUGUGUAAUAGAGGUGUGCAUGUAUAACAUGGAAGCUACUAGCAAACUGCUCCCAGAUGUCCUUUCUCCCUGGUCAGUUGGUUCCAUUAACGUUUGCUACUUAGUGAUUUUUGUUUUUCCUGUUGAUAUUUUGAGCAAAACAAUCAUUGUUUUCAUUGAAUAUAUUUGGCCAUUUUUUCAGACAAAUAGAAUUAGCUUAUUUCUUCAACAUUCCAUCCUUUCCCGAUCAGGAAAUGAAACUGAUGAUUUUAUAAGGUAUUUUUCACCCCUCCAUGAAGUGAGGUGGAGGCCUUUAGCAUUUCAGAAGUGUGGGCCAUAUGUAGUUCAUGCCAUAAAAAGUAGGAUUUAAUUAAAAGUCAUUGCAGCCCAAUAAAAUGGAGCCUGGCUGCACCCAGGGAUCCUUGCCACUGCUCUUCCCUUGCUGUCAGAUUAAUCCACUGAAGUCCAACUUUGGUUCAAGCAGAGUAUUUGCAAAGAGCAACAACUGAAUGUGAUGGGACUGCUUAUGUAGAUUUUGCCAGCCAAAUGCCAAGGCAGUUGUAGGGCCUGUACAAAUAAAUGCAAAAUCAUUUCAAGUCAAUUGCCAUUAUUUGUAUUGAAGUAUCAGAUAGAUAGUAAAUACUGCAACUAGUAGCUUGAUGUGCUAUAGUUUUCACUCCAGUCAUCAUUUUCCUAUCUCACCCCCCGAAACACCACCCUAAAGUUGGAUUUUUACAUAUAAAUAAAAAAAGAAUCCCUUUUAUUUUUCUCUCUCUCAGAAGACUUGCUCUGGGGUUUUGCUUGGAGGAGCUGAUCAUAUCCUGCAUGUCAGAGAUUUCAUUUUGUUUGUUUUUCUGUUUGUUUGUUUUUGAUGACUUUAUUUACAUUUGAACUGCCUCUUUUUGCUAGUGUUGUAAUGAUGAUGAUGAUAAAAUAAUAAUAAUAAUAGUAAUAAUAAUAAUAAUGGUCAGCUGUUCCCAGAUUAGUAAGUUAUGUAUAAUUUAUUUUAUUUCUCCCUUUCUAUUUUAUUCUGCUCUGAUUUGGAAGUGCAGCCAAUAAGCUGUUAGAUAUUUAAAACAAAUUUCCAUCUCCAACUCAUAUAUGUAUGUAUAUGUAUAUAUAUAUAUACAUAUAUAUACACACAUAUACACACACACACACACAUUUACCCACAAUUUUACUUCUCUUUCCGUAAGUUUUCUCUUUUUUAAGAAUUUUGGCCCCAACAAUAUCAGUUCUGAUGUUUAAAACAAAGGAGUGAAUUAAUAGGAGGGUCGUGUUCAAUCUUAAUUAACUUAUGCUCUCAUCACUCAUUUUAGUUAUUUAAUUGCCACAGUCAUCUAGAGCCAAUUUUUUUUUGUUUUUGUUUGUUUUGUUUUUAAGCACUCUGGAUAAGGAAAAAAUAGACACUUGUUUUUAUAUCAUUUUUAUGUACAAUGUGAAAACAGAUUUUUAAAAAAUUUGUUCUCUGUCUUUGUUAACAAAUUCCUUCCGAUUUAUGUGGGUUCACCUCUCACGUUUGCUGGAUACUUACUUUACACCAUGUUAUGAAAGAUGCUUUGUUUUCAUUUCAUGAGUUUGGGCUACAAGAAUACUUUGUUUUAGCUCCAGGUAGAUGCCAUUGAAGGCAUUCAUGGCUGAAAUCAAUUCUAACACACUUACCGAUGAAUUGACAACACUUUGGUGUUUGGUCUUUUUUUUGUUAUAUUUUGUUUUAUUUGAAGGGGAAAACAAAAUUGUUAAUGGUGACUUUUAACUGCUGAAAUUCAAAAUUUGAUUUUAGUUAGGUUUAUGUCCGAGACUAAACUGUGCAUGAACCGAAACAAAAAGCAAGUUCAUACCGCUGCAUUCUGUUCUCUUGUUCUGACGGUUAAUUCACUGGACAUCAAAUUUUCUUUGCCCUAGUUUUCCCCAAAAGAAAACAAAAGCAAAAAUAGUUAUAUUAAUGUUGAAAGUGCUUUGAAGUCACUUGAUAAAAGGUGCUAUGAAUAGCAACUUACUGUGUUACUACAUUGCCUUUUUGGCAUUGGUUGAUUUAUAAUUUUGGUAAAGGAUCCUAAAACCCUGUAUUCUUUUUCUGUGCCCCAUAAUGACCAAAAAAGAUAAAGAAAAUGAGAGUAAGAUCAAAAGAUCAAACUAAAACAUAAACAGUCUCCUUCCUGUCUGCUUUCUUACCUAUCUGUUCACACUUUAUCUCUUUCCCUUUCUCUCUCUCUCUCACAUGCGCGCGCGCGCGCGCGCACACACACACACACACACACUUGCCCCAACACUGAGAAAUAAUCUUGCCAGAAUUCUGGUUUUUAUAGUUGUUGUAGUCCGUUUCUCUAAAAAUAGUCCUGUUUUCAUAUGAAUCUAAGAGAACAUUACCGGAGAAAAUAAAGUUACUCAUUUAUAGUUACUAAUAAUAAGUUAGUGAUUAACUUACCACAAUUGGAUAAAAUAUAAAACUAUUCUUCAGCACAUUUAUACCUAAAUUAGUGAAGUCCAUUUGUGAAGUUCAUUUGGCAUCUGCAGUUAAGAGUUAACCAUGUAUAAAAUCCCUCCCAAAGAACAUAAUCAUCGUUAGAACCAAAUCCUCUUAUAAAGAACAAAUAUAAAAAAGUUUUCUGUGGUGAAGCUAUUUUAUAGAUUUGAUUUCCGGAGUAGAAUUUUACCUUAAUUCACUUAAAGAAAAUUAACCAUUUUUUGGUCCAACUUCAGAUAUUUUCUUAAUCCAGAAGCUGUGACUGUUCCCAGAAGAAACCUCUUAUAUCACAUUUAAAACAUAAAAAAUAAUUACACUUUCACUCAUUCUAAUGGGUAAAUUGUUGAAUUGUAAUAAACAACUGUAUAUUUACAAACAGGUUUAUAAGGUAUUUGUCUAUCAAAUUAAUAAUAAAAUAAAACUUACGGGGUCUGCAAGGAAAACUAUGAAGGCCACUUAAAGUGGUUCAGGUAUCCCUUUGUCUUGUAGGGCAUAGCUGUUGGUUUAGCCAGGCUUUUACAGUAUUUAAUUUUAAAGUAUCCUAUAACUAUCAACUUCCCAGGUUGAAGACGAUGUGUUGAGUUUCCUACUGAUUGAUUGAUUCCUGUCCUCCCCAGUGUUUCCGUCACUGGUUCACUAAAACAGUAUUUAUAUAGCUCCACUGGCUCUAAAGCUCUUAGUCCUUCUAAUAUUUUGGAUUUUACAAGUAAAAAUGGAAAAAAAAUAGAAAAGAGACAAUCAAAUGCCUGGAGCUUAAAACAAAGUAUGUGCAACCUACCAUCUCACUUGAAAUUUAAUAAAAUAAUAAGUAAUUAUGUAAAUAUAACAUAGAGUUAUAGAUUUAUAUUUUGUUCAUAACACAUAGUGUAAUAUAAGUUGUAUAUUUUCAUGUUUUUGGUUUUAUGUUAUCAUUCAUGCCACAAUAAAAAUAAAACAGGAGUUUAUGUGCUCUUAAAAAAAAGAUGUGGGUUGCCACCAACCUGUUUUUCGUUUUUGUUUUUUGUUUAUUUUAUUUUAUUUUUUUGCAUUCUCCUUUUUCAGUAUUACUGCCAUGCAAGGCACCAAUAAAAACAGCAAAUGUGUUCUUUA